This is a messenger RNA of Anopheles funestus (African malaria mosquito), 3243 nucleotides long. RefSeq names its product probable peroxisomal acyl-coenzyme A oxidase 1. Bases 1021 to 3039 code for a protein of 672 amino acids. NCBI's taxonomy places the organism in Eukaryota, Metazoa, Arthropoda, Insecta, Diptera, Culicidae. The transcript is spliced from 9 exons. Gene Ontology annotation, molecular function: FAD binding; acyl-CoA oxidase activity; fatty acid binding. Gene Ontology annotation, cellular component: peroxisome. The record is from RefSeq and is a predicted model, not a curated record. Gene Ontology annotation, biological process: lipid homeostasis; fatty acid beta-oxidation using acyl-CoA oxidase.
UUGGGUGCAUCAUCCGGAGUAAAGAAAGGUUUUGAGGGACCAAAGAAUAUGAAAUUGGAGAACUGUUUCUCAUUGCGGUGCUCAUCACGUGUUCCUAUCCUAAUUAGAGUACACAGCGUACAGGUAUAAACGGUGCUCCACAUAGGUUUGACGUUUGGCUACGAUGGUGGAAAGAUGUGUAAAUAAACAACAGGAAGGAGGUAAAGCAAAAAACUGCAAUGCUGCGAACUGAUUACGCAUUACUUAACGGCCCCAAGCUGGGAGGUGGGAUGCUCGUCCGAUGUAUUUGUGAGGCACAAGCGCUUAGAAAGCUGUAAGCAUCAUCCAUAGGCUAAGCCCCACCGGAGGAUGAUAGUUCGUUUUCUGCUAGGUGUAGUGAAUGUUCCGACGUGGUGUACGGUUCGCGGGAGAGCUUGCGCCGUGUUUGAUAAGUGCUUAUCUGUAUCCUUUACACUGAAAUCAUUCUGCCAAUGCCGAUAAAUGUGUCCGUUGGUAAAUUCUGAUAACCAUUGAUUACGAUCGAACGCAAGGGUGGAAUAAGAAAAAUAAGCGCUCCGCACUCAUCGGGCUCGUGGUGUUUUGGCCGUUUUUUUUUCAUGAUGAAUUUGCGUUCUGGAAGCAGGACGUGAUACAUUGCAGGACAUCACAGUUGGUACAGUUACCACGUUUCAAAGGUCAAUUAAUGAUUCGAACGUAAGCGACAACACACAAGAAGAAGGCAACGCUAUCUCGUCGUUGCGUACCCGCGCGCAAGCUCUAAUCGCAAGGAAGGCGCAAGACACCACCCAUCGGAACACGUUCCCACUCGGUCUGGUGGCGCGCAGUUUCAGUUCAUCGAUAGCAUUCACUGAACUCGGCCAUCCGUUUCUUUUGCUCUCGUCUCACGGUCAGCCCAAAACUUGAGCCCUUUGCGCAAAGGCAACACAAUCCCGUACGCAAGUGAAGGUGAAAGUACGUGCACGUGCACAUUACGCCACAGUUAAAUAUUCGACAAAACGGCAACAUAAAAAGGCCACGAAAAUGCCUUCGAACGGUGGAACCAUCAACAAAGACUUACAGGCGGAGCGGGACAAGUGUACGUUCAACAAUGAAGAGUUUACCCUCUGGUGGGUCGGUGGCGAAACAAAGCUGAAAGAGAAGCGAUUCCGUGAGGACUUCUUUCUGAAUGAUCCCGAGCUGCAGGAGAAAGUGCCUCUGCAUUUCCUUUCCCACAAGGAGCUGUACGAGGAAUCGGUACGCAAGGCUACAGUGGCGUUCCGCAAGGUACGCAAACUACAGGAAAUGGGACAAGACGGUGUGGACAAUUACUCUGCCUUGUUAGGUGGACUCCUUGGUACGGGUAUUCUGAAGCAGGGCAACCCACUAACGGUUCACUACGUAAUGUUUCUGCCGGCAAUCCUUGGCCACGGUACACCGGAACAGCAAGCUGAAUGGUUCGGACGGGCUUGGAACUGUGAAGUUAUUGGAACGUACGCACAAACCGAACUCGGCCACGGUACGUUCCUGCGUGGGUUGGAAACGACGGCCACGUAUGAUGAGCGUACGAAGGAGUUCGUACUACAUAGUCCUACACUAACCGCGUACAAAUGGUGGCCGGGAGGAUUGGCACACACGGCUAACUAUUGCGUGGUAAUGGCGCAACUUUACUCCAAAGGAAACUGUCACGGCAUUCAACCGUUCAUCGUGCAGCUGCGAGAUGAGGAAACGCAUAUGCCACUGAAAGGCAUCACGAUCGGUGAGAUCGGCAACAAGCUCGGCAUGAACGGUGUUAACAAUGGGUUCCUUGGGUUCGAUCAUGUGCGCAUACCGCGCAAAAACAUGCUGAUGAAGAACGCCAAACUGCUGGAGGACGGUACGUUCGUGAAGCCCCCAUCGCAAGCACUCACCUACGGCACGAUGAUGUUCGUGCGCGUGGUAAUAUGUCGCGAUAUGGCGGCCUACCUUUCCAAAGCGGUAACCAUCGCGGUACGCUAUUCGGCGGUGCGACGCCAGAGUCACAUCAAUCCGGACCAAGCAGAAGUGCAGGUGAUCGAUCACUUGACGCAACAGUACAAACUGUUCCCGGCCAUUGCUAAGAGUAUUAUCUUCAAGCUAACCUCGGACAAUCUGUGGGAGAUGUACAACCAGGUAACGUCCGAGCUGGAUAAGGGUGAUCUGGAACGCUUGCCCGAACUGCACGCGAUUGCCUGCUGCCUGAAGGCGAUAACGACGGCGGAUGCCGCCACCGGUGUCGAGGUUUGUCGGCUGGCGUGCGGUGGCCACGGUUACAUGACGUGCUCCAACUUUUACGGCACGUACGGCAUGGUUACGGCCGCCUGUACGUACGAGGGCGAAAAUACGGUGCUGCUGCUCCAAACCGCACGCUACUUGAUGAAAGCGUGGCAACAAGCACUCCGUGGACAGGAAUUGGUACCAACCGUACAGUAUCUCGGUCGGUUUCUGAGCAGCAAAAAUCGUCGCGUCGAUUGGGACGAUUCGAUUGGCGGCAUUAUUCGCGCACUUCAAACCGUUGCCGCCGGCAAAUUGCGCCUAGCCGCAGAACAUAUUGACCAGCGUCAGAAGGCUGGUGCUACGCUGGAGGAAGCAACAAAUCAAACGUCGAUCGAGCUGGCACGUACAGCCGAUGCACAUUGUCGCGCAUUCUUGGUACAGUCCGGGUACGAGAUGAUCGAAAAGGGUUGCGAAACGGUUUCGCCCGAGGUGGCCAAGGUGCUGCGCACCAUUUACCAUCUUUACGCGUACGAUGAAGCACUGAAGGCACUCGGAGAUUUGCUACGAUUUACCACUAUUUCCGAGAGCGACAUUAACCGGCUGCAGGUAAAGCUGGAAGCGGCCCUGGCCGAACUGCGCCCGAAUGCGGUCGGCAUUGUCGAUUCGUUCGACAUCCCGGAUGAUGUGCUGGGAUCACCGCUCGGUGCGUACGACGGUAACGUUUACGAGCGGCUCUACGAGGAAGCUAAAAAGAGCCCUCUGAAUCAGGAACCGGUCAAUCAAUCAUUCCACAUGUACUUGAAACCAUUCAUGAAGUCCAGUCUGUAGCUUUUACAAAACAACAAACAACCGGUGAUAGAGAUGCAAAUUUUGAUUAACGAUUUACGAACUAUUUUACAACUGCUACGGAAGGUGGAAUCCUGUUUUUAUAGCUAUAUUUUACCACAAAUACCAAGGGGACCGCAAACCGGUGCGUGUGCAUGCUUUAUUAUGCAAUUGUUAAAUAUAAUUAUAUCCAAAAAAUAAUAAUAA